GAACUUUACCAGCAUCACCACCACGACAUUCACUCAGACGAGAACGAUCACCAGCUCCACCAUUACCACCAUGACGACAUUGGAUCCCAUCCGGCAACAAGAGUUGCGGGCGAUGACCACGCCUGUGCCAGAUCCUCCUCUGCAUCCAGGCACGUGCGAAUUGAUUCCUUUCCUGCCGACAUUGCUCCUGGCCACCUCUGCGCUGGGCCCUGGGGCGGUGCUACUCUUCUUCCUCGCUAGGGCCUUUUCCUCAUUGCUGGGUCUGUUGGCUGGGGCCCUGGCAGCUGCAUCUGCCUGUGGUCUUGGUGCCAUCGCCGUCUUCAUGGCAGGCAUCCUCAGCUUUCGUGGGCUGUUUAGCGCCACAGGACCACAAUUUGUCGUGGGUGGCAUGGUCUUUGCCGGUGGCAGUGCAGUCCUUGCAGUCUUCAACUCCGUGAAAGCUUUGACCCCCGCCCCUCAACGGCAAGUCGCCCUGGGUGGAGAAAUUGAGGA
Molecule: messenger RNA, 492 nt
Organism: Cladocopium goreaui
Lineage: Eukaryota; Dinophyceae; Suessiales; Symbiodiniaceae
Source: the annotation of a GenBank genome assembly